This is a messenger RNA of Cheilinus undulatus (humphead wrasse), 5179 nucleotides long. RefSeq names its product RAB9B, member RAS oncogene family (gene rab9b). The record is from RefSeq and is a predicted model, not a curated record. Gene Ontology annotation, molecular function: GTPase activity; GTP binding. The transcript has 2 exons. NCBI's taxonomy places the organism in Eukaryota, Metazoa, Chordata, Actinopteri, Labriformes, Labridae. Gene Ontology annotation, biological process: Rab protein signal transduction; retrograde transport, endosome to Golgi. Gene Ontology annotation, cellular component: late endosome; phagocytic vesicle; lysosome. The coding region runs from base 127 to 738 and encodes 203 amino acids.
ACGACACUCAAUCUCAGUCAGAUGUAGGGGAGCAAGGCAGACCACGGCAAAUAAACUGUAAGGAACAGGGUUAAAUAGACCCUGGUCUGCCACCUGGUAAGGAGGCCUUGCUGGGUGGGUGGAAAUAUGAUGAGCGGGAAGAGCCUUCUGCUUAAGGUGAUCCUGCUGGGGGAUGGUGGUGUUGGAAAGUCCUCCCUUAUGAACCGGUACGUCACAGACCGCUUUGACUCGCAGUCUUUCCAUACCAUUGGUGUGGAGUUCCUGAACCGGGAUCUGGAGGUAGACGGGCGCCUGGUCACUCUUCAGAUCUGGGACACAGCCGGUCAGGAGCGCUUCAAGUCCCUACGUACGCCCUUCUACCGAGGCGCUGACUGCUGCCUACUCACAUUUGCUGUGAACGACCUGCAGAGCUUCCAAAACCUGGGCUGCUGGAAGAAGGAGUUCAUGUUUUACUCGGAUGUUAAAGACCCUGAGCGGUUCCCUUUUGUGGUACUUGGCAAUAAAGUCGACAUGGAGCAGAGGGAGGUGGGGUCGGAUGAGGCACGGGCGUGGUGUGAAGAGAACGGAUGCUACCCUUACUUUGAGACCAGUGCUAAGGAUGACACUAAUGUCACAGCUGCAUUUGAGGCAGCUGUACGGGAGGUUCUGGCUGCUGAGGACAAUAUUGACCAUGCACUUCUGAGCAGUACUAUUGAUCUUCACGGCAACCGCAAAACUACUCGUACAUCUUGCUGCUGAUUUGUCAGGUGUAACUCUGCCUUCUCUUAAUCUCUCUGGCGUAAUCUUGCACAUGGCAGUUUUCAGGGCCAGUCAGAUAUUAUUUAUGGUACACAUUCUGUAGGUACAAGGUAAAGAUAAUGUGGAUGAAGAUACGGCUGCUCCAAGGAGGGCUGUGUCAAGGAUACAGCUGAUAUCUACUUUGUUGAAUAAUCGCUCUUACCACGGUACAGGCACACUGUAACAGGCACACUCAUCCUUUGUACUCCAUCUGCUUUCAGUAGUGUUGCACAAAACCUUUUUUACACAGCUUCAGCUUUGUCUGCUUUUGCAGGAGUUCUAUCAAAUCAUAUUUUAGAGCAUUUAUGUGAUUGAAAUGUAUUAAAUUUUAUAGAACACACCUUAACAAAUAGCACACUUUACAUUCUGGCACAGCAGAUUACACUCGGUUUCCUUAACUGUCUGAAUGAAGAGAUUUUUCCAGGUUUUAAAGCCACUUUGUGUACAGUAUCACAUUUUCAAGUUAUCUGAUAUAUGACCAGAAGUGGAGAGUUAAUGUAUUUUCUGGUCCCAGAGGGUGUCUGUGAGUGACAGCGUUACCAAUCCUGGCAGAUUGGAGGCUUUAGGAACUCCUGGCAUCAGUAAGAUGACCAGUAUGCUUACGGUACGAACUAGUCAUAUGAUUUAAAGGGAGAGGGCAUUGUUUGUUUGGGAUAGAAAAGGGAAAAAGCUCUAAUUUUGCUGCUCUGACUAUAUGCAUUGGUACAAACUAUUGGGAUGACUGUAGUUUAUUAUUCUCACUGCAGUGUGGCAGAAGAUGUCAGGUGUGCAAUUUAGGCAUUAUAGGAUCAAUUUAAUUUCAAAUAAUUUGUCUGUUGCUCUGUUUUCUAAGGAGUUUUUCUAAAGUAAAAAAAUACUGAUUUUGAAAUUCUUGUUGAAAAGGUGAUUUUCAUUUUUAUGUGAAGCACACAUUUUAUCAUUCAUCUUGCUUUAUUUUCUCUGACAGAGUGUAACAUUGAUUGUUAGAACAAGGGCUGAUUUAAGUCUGUUUUCCAUUUUAAGAAGGGUUUUUAAUGCUUUGAAUUAACAGUAAUUUUCUUAAUUGUCAUGCAUGUCCUGUCAUCAUGUCUGCCUUGUUGAUUGUGUAGCAGGCCUUAACAUUCCAGCCCUUUUACUUUUCUUACAUGCGUCUUGUGCUGUCAGUCUGCUCACUCUUGGUCUCAGCUGAAUAUGAAAUAGUCUGAGUACAAAGAUUAGGCUGCUAGGACUACUAAUGCGUGCAUCACCUCUCCUCUCUGCUUACACAGUAUUGAACAAAACAUACAACUGAGUAUUCUUAAAACGUAACAAUGUUUGCUUGUUUCAGCAUGAUGGUACUUUUCUUGUUUCAGUGUUUUUUUUCAUUUAACAUCACAAUAUAUUACUGUUAUCAGCCAGGGGGAAUUGUUGUUUGCCAGAGUGGUUUGAGAACAAUUCCUGAAAUUCAAUGAUUCAAACUGAGGCAAAAAUAUUAAAAAAACAUUCAUGUUGGUUAUUGGCUAGCUGCUGGACUUGUAUUUGUGAUAGUAUUUAUUCAAACAUCAAUGCCUGUUUCAAAAAUAAGUUCAUUCAAAUUCUGAAUGCACAAUUUUGCUAACUGUGGGCUGUGUUCUCACACCCUUAAUAUGGUGGAGUUAGUUUUUUCUCUUAGCUAGAGCUCAUAUUAUUUUUGAGGGGUCUUGCUGCAGACAGUACAUCUCAGACAACCACUCCCACAGACCGUUCACCUGAGGCAUCAUAUAUUAGAAAGGAAGUGCUGUUAUUUGACGGUACGAUGUAUUUCCAGUUGUUAGAUUGUUUUUUAAAUUCAACUUUAUUCAUUAACAAAUCCUGGCAGUUAAACUCAUGAAAUAACCAUAUUGCAAAGAUUACAGAUUAAUUUAAUAUGGGAUUUAGUAUGGGGUGGCAUGCUUUAUCUUAGCAGGCUCUAGCUUUAGCUAAAGCCAACAUAGCUAUUUUAGCUACAUAAUUAACAUAACUACAUAAGUCAAUGUAGUUAGUCAAGUUAGCUUUAGCAGUGUAAGCUUUAGCAACUGUAGCUAAAGCUUACGUAGAUAACGUACCUGAAUACCUUACAUAGCUGCUUUGUGAGCUUAGCUUUAGCUAGCUAGCUACAUCGUGUUCGACCAAAUUAGCUUAAGCAACAUGAGCGUUAGCAAAUAUAGCUAAAGCUAACUUAACUACAUGGCUAAAGUAGCUGCUCUGUGUGCUUAACUUUAGCUGCAUUAGCUAAAUAGCUUAGACAGCUAUGUAGCUACAUAGCGUAUGCAGUUUAAAGAGCUAAGUAAGCUACUCUUGCUGCAUUAUGCUGUCAUGGAGAAUGAGCUUUUUUCCUGUAAGUAGGCUGUUUACUCGGCUUUUAUAAAUAUUUUGAAAUCCAGUUUUUGCAGAGCAGUUAUUAACUUAACCUUUGGUAAUCUGACUUUUUUUUUUUUUAAGUUUAAGCGUGUAUUUCCGUUCUGAGAUGUAUGGCGUCUCAGAUGAAUGGUCUGCAGCCAGACUUUUCUUGGGCUGCUUUUGGAGCUUAGCUUUAGCUAUGUAGGUAGGUUAGCUAUGUAUCUAUGUUAUCUUUAGCUAAAUUAGCUUAAGCAACAUGAGCUUUAACAAACAUAGCUUAAGCCAACUUUGCUUGUAGAUAACAAACAUAGCUUACAUAGUUGCUUUGUAAGGUUAGCUUUAGCUACCUUAUCUACAGAGCUUACGUUUCUACAGAGCUACAUAAGCCAUGCGUACUUCAUUAGAAUGUUUUCAUGGAGGAUGUACUUUUUCCUGUCAGCAGACUGUGUACUCUGCUUAAUGAAACGUUUUGUAAUUCAGUUUUUACACGUCAGGUUUUCAACUCCUAACACUUAGCUUAAACUGAAGUUUUAUCAGAUUUUAUUUCAUAAGAUUUAGCAUAUAUUUCUGAUCUUAAAUAUAUACAGUGUCUCAGGUGAACGGUCCAGAAGAGUGGCCAUCAGAGAUGUAAGGUCUGUAGCCAGUCUUGUACUUUGCCUUUAAAAUCUAAGUCACUAUUUACACAGACAAAUGGAAAGAUAACAGGAGCAUCACUGUGAAAGGUACUGAAAUCAGAUACAGUCAUAUUUACUUUUAACUUGAUUCUUUGGUUUAAUUUAGGCUUCCAUUAAAUAGGUCCGAUUACUGUCAAGGUUUACUCUGUGGUUUGAGUAAUGGAAUCCGUACAACUGUGAACAUGUGAAGCAUUUUUACGAAAUCAAGCAGGGGAUCAACAUUAAUUUAAUCUUAAAAUGAGGGCUGUUAGUUUGUCAGUGUUAAUCAUAUUCUUUUUUUCUUUUUUUUUUUUUUUGCACCAUUUCAGUUUUAUCUUGUUCAGAUAAUGUAGCUCACCAGACUGUUUACCUUGAACCUAACUUACCUGUGAUGAAUCUUAGGAUACUGGUAGCAUAACCUUGCAGUAUGUUGCUUACAUGAUGCAGUCUUAUGAUCACUGCAACCCAGUUUAUUGUCAGUAUUUUUUUUUUAAUGUUGCUGUAAUAUUUAUGAAUGUAAAAACAUUUCUUUGGGCUAUCCAUAAUAAUGGCUUCUGUACAUUGCAAAGGGCAUUGCUUUUAUAAUGAUGUUUCACUCUCAGUGCUCAAACUCAUGAGUGUGAUUAAAGCUGUGUGAAAGUUAGACUGUUCAUCCUGAUUAUACGUUGAUUUAAUGGACAAAUCCUCUUUUUUGCACUACGGAGGAUAAGACUGGGUGUGCCAACAUGCUGGCAAAGUGGUAAAUACUCUCCAGUGCUUGGCUACAAAUAAAACAUGCAACAAACCAAACAGCGACUCUCAUCUUGUCUGUGGUGCUCACACUUUGAGAACUCAUGAAAGUGUGUGGCUUUAUAUUGACUUUAAUUGUUGGCGUAGCAAUUGACAACUAAAGCUCUAAAACUAUUUUUAAAACUAAAAUAGGUCACUCAAACUCAUCAGCUCUCCAACUGUCUACAGUUAUUUUCACAAUCAGGAAAAGUUUUCAGUGUUUGCAUUGGAGAAAUGAAGCAUGACUAAUCCUGAGCAAGAUCCCAAAAAUGCAAAACUCUUGAAUUUCAUCACAUAAAAGACCUUCAGCGUCUUUGAAUGAACAAGUAUGUGUGGGAGCCCAAGAGACAGUGAACACUGUUUAUUUCUUCUUCAUUAAAAAUGAUACUGAGCAUGCACUGCACACUGUGAAAUUAGAACUAGGCAGGAAAAAAAAAAUCACACUUUUGUUCUUUGAACCUGCCUCUAAAGCUACAUAUUUGAAAUCUAAAUUUUGAAAUUUAAGAGAAAAAACAGAAAGGAAAAAUUUUAUAGCCAAUAUGUAAAUGCAGAACACCAUAUGAAAUAUGAUGGAUAUACUGACAUGUAAUGGCUUGCUACAAAAAAGCAUUUUUCAACCUGCGCUGUACCAUUUCAUAACUAAAAAUAUAACACACUAACCAUUA